UAUGAGAGUGAUUACUAAAAUGUAUAUCGGCAUCAAAACGCUGACAAUUAAAGAAAACCAAUAAUUAAUGCUUGCAAUAUAUACUUGUAGUUAGUUUUUGCUCAUUUAUAGUCUUCAUAUUGCAUUUUUCAACAGAAAAGUUAAAACUGUUGAGGAAAUACAGUUUCGAUUAGAACUGGUGUUGGAAGGUACUUGCUGCGUCUUUCACGGGGCGUGUGAGGAGCUAUGCAGAGCAAAUUGUUGGCAGCGAGUAGCGGAUGAUUGGGUUUGAUUUAUGCUUGUAAUCGACAAAAUAAUAGUGAUUUGAAGUUGAUCUGCUAAUUUCAGAACUAAAGUUAAUGAAUUCCUCAAGCUGUAUCAAACCACAACGAAUGUUUACAAAAUAUAGUUUGGGACAGCAGCUUUAUAAAUAUUCAAGGAAGUCAUUUGUGCUACAUUCAGCGGUAGGAAACAGAUGUCUGCAGUCAGAAAUGAGUGGAGAAGUGUUUGGCAAGCCUGUAGAACAUUCUAUCCACAAGAAGUUGGUGGAGACUUUCAACCCAGUUCAUCUUGAUAUCUUGAACGAAUCACAUAUGCAUAAUGUACCACCUGGAUCUGAAACACACUUCAAGGUUGUGGUUGUUUCUGAUAAGUUUAACAACCUGCCAUUAAUCAAGAGGCACAGAAUGGUAAAUGAUGCUCUGAGUUCGGACUUACAGAAUGGAGUUCAUGCUCUGUCUAUUGUGGCCAAGACACCAGAUCAGUGGGAGGAAAGUACAAAACAAGUGUCCCCAAGUCCAGCGUGCAGAGGUGGUUUUGGGAAAUGAGGCCCUUGUCAGUAGAAAAUCCUGUCGUCUUACCAAAUUAGUUCGCAACACAGAGCCUGCAUGAACCAGGAACCAUUGGUAGUAUUGCGCCAGGAGUAAAAACCUGUCAACAAAUCAAAAUAAUACAAGUGAAAGAAAAAUGUUAAUAUGAUACUGCCAUCUUUAAUGACAGCAUGGAAUGAACUAUGAGAAUGGAUCACUUGAAAAGGUGGAAAAUGUCGAAUUAUUACGAUGAUACCAGUUCAAGCAAUUAAAAUGGACAGCACACAGAACUUACAGAUCUUUUAAAUACCUGGUAUAGUAGAAUACACUAUCAGAAAAUCAGCAUGUGUGGGAAUCUUGUAUCCCAUGGCACCGCCGUCAACUUCAGUCCGUUUCUGUAACGUGAUGCCACCAUCCAGUUUAUCCCCUUGGCAAGCCUAGGAACCACAUAAGAACACAUGAAAGAAGAAUGGGUACUUGUGAGUUAUCGGGACACAUCGCUUUUUGUGUCCCGAUAACCGACAAGUACCGAAGGAUGUGAUGAUUUUUCUCUUUAGGAGCAGAAAAUGUUAUGGUUUAGUGUUUAUGCUGGCACCAACCCUUUAAGAAACAAGUCGAGUAUGACGUUAAAUUCGAAGAGGGACAAUUGUAUAAGAUUAACACAUUGUGACCGAGCCGUAAUCACUGGCGAUGGCUGUGAAUAUCAUGAAAUCAGAAGGAUGAUGGCCUCAUGAAUGACGAAGUAAGCUCUUAAUCUAUAACACGAGGUAUUACGCCAUAUACCUGAACAAUGUUUUGCUGUCAAUUAAAAAUGGUGCAGCAUUAUUAUAAAGGACCAUCUUCAAAUUAUUUGUUUAAUAAGAAAAUUAAGCGAAUUAAAGUUUAAUAAGAUUAAAAGCAA
This is a messenger RNA of Zootermopsis nevadensis, 1689 nucleotides long. RefSeq names its product bolA-like protein DDB_G0274169. NCBI's taxonomy places the organism in Eukaryota, Metazoa, Arthropoda, Insecta, Blattodea, Termopsidae. The record is from RefSeq and is a predicted model, not a curated record. Gene Ontology annotation, cellular component: mitochondrion.